AUGAUAUGGCUACACUCAGACGACCCAUUCCGCCCAGCAGAUAUACUCGAACAUGUCCGCCAUACCACGCCGAUGGUGCACAUGGAGCCCAUCAGAGGACUGCCGCAACUCGAUCUCGAUAAUUUGGCUAUGCUAAACAACUACUGGAACAAAGGCCCAGUUUCGCUAACUGCAAACGGUGACAUCACCAGUCUUCCUACCUGGCUCUUUGGAGAGUCGCCAGAUGAGUCGGGGAAGCUCCACAAUGCUACCUCCUGUGUUGUCAUCACCGUCGAUAGGGGAUCAGGCGAUCUGGAUGCCUUUUACUUCUACUUCUACUCGUACGAUCAAGGGGCAAACAUCACUCAAGUUCUACCACCUAUGAAUGGGUUGAUAGAAGACACUGAACAUGGGAUGCACUUUGGCGAUCAUGUUGGUGACUGGGAGCAUAAUAUGAUUCGAUUUCACGACGGGAAACCUACCGGUAUCUACUACAGUCAACACUCUUCAGGCUCUGCCUACAAGUGGAAUGAUAAGGGUUUGUCCGUGGAAAAUGGCCGAGUAUCAAACGACUCUAUUCUUUUGACCGACUUCGAUCACGCAGCUAACGUUGUCUUAGCCUAUCGUUUACAGCGCAUGGGGCUCUCACGCAAACUGGGCAUCUCCUGGCAUUCGACUAGCGAUCACGUUCACGACUCGGUCUUGUUAGACUACUGUGACGCAGGUCAAAUCUGGGACCCGGUAUCUUCGGCAUAUUACUACAAAUUCGACCCCGAAACAUCACUCUUAACGAGCAUAUUUCCACCCGGGGCGGAAGCUUCUACGAAUCUUACAUCCUUUUUGUACUAUUCCGGUAUAUGGGGAGACUUUCAAUACCCCGACGACCAUCCACGUCAGAAGAUCGUACCCUACUUUGGUCUGAAGCGUUACGUCUCCGGCCCGACGGGCCCGACUACGAAGCAGCUUGUAAGGAAGGGACUCUUUCCCGACCACCCUGAAAGAAAGAAUCUUUUGCAGUGGGGAGUUGGCAUAUACAUGUCGCUGUAUCCCUGCUGUUUUAGGGGAUGGAGAGCCUGGGUUUCUGGCAUCGCCUUCAUCGGGUUGCUGGUGUGUAUUGUUCUUGGGACGAGACGCUCUUUGAAGUGGGCUAGGGCGCGGAAGGAGGGGUAUAAGAAGAUCGGCAACGAGGAAAGCAUUCCGUUGCGGGAACUGGACUAUUUAGAUGACAGAGCUUCGAAUCACCGGGAUUGA
This is a messenger RNA of Colletotrichum abscissum, 1230 nucleotides long. RefSeq lists its product as uncharacterized. The transcript is spliced from 3 exons. NCBI's taxonomy places the organism in Eukaryota, Fungi, Ascomycota, Sordariomycetes, Glomerellales, Glomerellaceae. The record is from RefSeq and is a predicted model, not a curated record. The coding region runs from base 1 to 1230 and encodes 409 amino acids.